ACUUCAACGCGUUCGGUAGGGUGGUGGCGCACCUGUCAAGUCGAAAUUAAACAAGUUUUUGCUGAGCAGCUGUUCGCUUCGACGUUGACGAUACAUACAUACAAAUAAGCCUAUCCAAACUUUACUUUUACUAGGUAUUGAAAAUACAUAUAUUCUACAUUAUUUGUCCAUUCUACUUGUGUUUUCACAUUUGUUGCAUAUAGAGUGCAAUGCUGUUAUAAUACUUUGCAGAAGUGACUAGAAAUGUUUUUAUGAAUUAAAAGAUUUUCGCUUGUUUAUAUAUAAACAACAAAACAAAAGUGCAAUAAAUUAUUUACGUGGCAAUGUACAUUGCUAAGACCAAACAAAGCUGUGUUAGAAACAAUUUACCAAAUACUGGUAGCACCUACUCGUUUUGAACGAGUUGAGUAAAAGAUGUGACAAAACAAAAGAAAAUGUUAAGGAAAUAGAAGGGCAACGGCAGCAAGUGUAAAAUUCGAGUAUGUGUCUGUUUUAAUUUUAAACGUUUUUGCAGUAGAAAAUUAAAUAUUCAAUGAUAUUGCUUACUUUAAGUAUUUGAACUCUUGAAAUUUGAGUAUUUGUAAAAAAAAUAGUUGGUAAAAAAUUUCUGCUUUCUACAUACGAAAGAAAAAUAAAUAAAGCUUUAAAUUUAAAAGUGUUAAACCUUUCGCAAGUUAAAGCUCCAGGAAAACAAUGGCCUUAGAUUGCAUUGAAAUGCCAACUCGCUAACCGUCAUUUUUCCGCAGCUAAUCGGCUAGUCUGCAUGGCCUAAAGCAAGAGGUGAAUGGCGGUGGCACAUUGAAAUGGCACUAGUGCACAUACAUAUAUUUAUAUGUAAAUACGUGUGCACUGUUAUGUAUCUAUGUAUAUGUGGUAUGAGCGCACAGUUCGCUGACCUUCGCUUUUCAAUUAAGAGCGAAAGUUCAAGUCGCCAAAAAAAAAAUCAUUGCUUAUACAAAAAGAAUGCCAAAUUCGUUGAAAGGGAAGAAGGCAUACGUGUUUUUACUAGGUCAAUAAUACACAAGUGUUGUUUCGUAAAAGUACACGCAUUUUAUAAGUGUAAUUGUAUAUUUUUUGCAAUUAACAAAAGAUAUCCAAUAAUUUUGCCGCUGUUAUCUGUAUAAAACUACUGCAAUUCGUUUCUUCGGCAGUUGAUGAUCGUGGAGUUUUGAUAUUUGGAAAUUUGUGAACUGCUAAUUACCAUUUCGAACCAAAAUGAAAUAUUUCGGUGGAGUUGAAGGUGGUGCCACACACUCACGUCUGGUAAUCUGCGAUGAGAAUGGAAAAUCACUUGCGUUAACCUCUGGUCUCGGCACAAACCAUUGGAUGGUCGGUAUACCGGAAGUAGCGCGCAGAAUAGCCGAUAUGGUGGAGCGCGCCAAAGAAGAAGCUUGCAUUGCGCACGAGGUGCGUCUAACCAGUUUGGGAUUGAGUCUCAGCGGCUGCGAACAGGAAGCCACAAAUGAAGAUCUUAAGAAGGAGAUGUUCAAAGCCUUCUCUGGUCUUGCAGAGAGUUACGUCGUUUGUAGCGACACUAUGGGCAGUGUUUUCACUGCUUCACCGAUUGGAGGUAUGGUCGUAAUUAGCGGCACGGGUUCGAAUGCUCUGUUACGUAAUCCAGAUGGCAGCACAUAUACUUGCGGUGGCUGGGGGCAUUUUAUGGGCGAUGAGGGUAGUGCUUUCUACAUCGCACAUCGAGCUAUGAAAAUGGUUUUCGACGACAUGGACAAUCUGAGAAAAUCACCUUACCCCAUCGAACGCCUCUGGGAGGUUAUCAAGCAACACUUCAAUGUCGAUACACGCUUCGACCUACUGCCACACUGUUAUGCCAACUUCGAUAAGCCGUUCUUUGCGAGCCUCUGCAAGAAGAUCGCACAUGCAGCCGAUCAAGCUGAUGAGCUCGCCAAAUCCAUAUUCAACGAUUCCGGUGCGUGUGUAGCGCGUAGCAUAGUGGCACUGACGCCCAAAGUACAAGAUGAACUCGUCAAAACCGGCGAAUUGAGCGUGGUGUGUGUGGGCUCCGUGUGGCAUAGCUGGCAUUUGCUAAAGGACGGUUUCGAACGCGAGAUGUGCAAGCAUGACGUGCCAUUCAAUCUGAAAUUGGUCACCAUAACGAAGAGUAUGGCAUAUGGCGCUUGCUAUCUGGCCGCUGACGCGAUCAACUAUCGACUGCCGCGCAAUUAUCUGGAUAACUUCGAUGUCAUGUAUCACUAUCGCACAACACAGAAGGCAACAAAUGGUCACAGUAAUGGCACACAGCGUGUUUCAUCGACGGAAAGUGUUUCGGUGCAUGCCUAGAACUCCGUAAAGAACACAAAACAGUAGUAUCAAUGCUAUAAGUUAAGAAUAUCGAGUAACUAUUUGUUGAGUCGCUCCAAAUUCCAUAGGUUAGUACCUACACAUAUACAUACUUGUAUAGACCGUAACAAAAUUUACUACUUCUAGUUGUAGUCUUAGUUAAACAAAUAAACAAAUAUAACUAAUAAUUUCGCUUUUUAUCAAAAUCAAA
Molecule: messenger RNA, 2509 nt
Organism: Bactrocera oleae (olive fruit fly)
Lineage: Eukaryota; Metazoa; Arthropoda; Insecta; Diptera; Tephritidae
Source: RefSeq, a predicted model, not a curated record